Molecule: messenger RNA, 1467 nt
Organism: Rhincodon typus (whale shark)
Lineage: Eukaryota; Metazoa; Chordata; Chondrichthyes; Orectolobiformes; Rhincodontidae
Product: ectopic P-granules autophagy protein 5 homolog (C. elegans)
Exons: 10
Coding region: 118-1452 (444 amino acids)
Biological process (GO): autophagosome maturation
Cellular component (GO): cytoplasm
Source: RefSeq, a predicted model, not a curated record
CAUGUCUCAGAAAACAAUAAACCUGACCGAGUUGGAGCAGCUGCUGUUCUGGAAUUUUGGAUUCAGGUCUUAACAAGUCAACAACUGUGGCACAAAGACAAAAGUGUUUUGUAUUUGAUGGAUAAUCUUUGUAAAGUGGCAUUUCUUCAUCAACAGGAAGAUUGCUUGCAAAAGUCCCUUUAUCAACUGCACAAGAGUGCCCUUGGAUACCAUGGUGAUCGUGGAUUACUAACUUCAUUCAUGAGCUGGAUGUUAGCUGGCAACUUGACUCCAUCAUUUAUUGAAGGCAAUGCCACUUCAACUGAGGUGUGGUUUUCCUGGAUCAUAUUUAACAUGGAGGCAAUCUUUGAAGAAGAUUCUCAGCUCCGUAGAUAUGUGGAACUUGAAUUAAUCAGAAAACCUUCAGUUACUCCAGAUCAAGCCUUGAAGAAGGCACAAAGCCACUUGAAGUUGCCAGUUGUUCCAUCCAUUCAGCGGCUAAUGAUCUAUCGCUGGGCCCAUCAAGCUUUAGCUACUCCCGCAGAUCACCCACUUCUUCCUCUCAUCUGGCAGAAGUUCUUCAUUCUCUACCUUCAUCGGUCUGGGCCAGAGUUUGGUUUGCCAGUAAGUGGCUGUAUUGGAAAACGUUAUUUUUAUACAACUUCGCACUCUAACUUGCUGAAAGAAAUGAAAAAGCGCCUUGUCGAAAUAGCAGACUUUCACCAUGCAGCUGGUAAGGCUGUAAAUAUCUGGAAGGAUGUAGAUCGUGCUGACAAUGCCUCAACAUUGAAAGAGAAAAAUGCAAGUCACCUGCUUGAAUCCAUGACAUCCCCAGAGCUGCAUAAAGAAUUGCUCAGGCUUUUCCAUGUUUUUGCCUUUUGGUUGGAUGAUAUGAAUCUACAAAAGACUGAUCUUUAUCUGCCUUCUCUACCGGUGCAGUAUGAUACGCAUAGAUUGGCAAAGGUCAUGCAGAACCAGCAGGAUCUUUGGACUGAAUAUGUGGAUAAUGAACGUAUUAAGCACGAAUUCAUUGAGACAUUGAAUCUCUGGAUCCAGCUUCACCAAAAGCCUUCUGCAGCAUAUAGGGCAUCAAAUUUGAAUAACUUUUUUGAUCCACUUUCGGCAAAAGACAGAAUCUUCAGCAAUCUGAAGACCCACGAUGCCCCUGUCCCUACUCUGUCCCCACAACGUGUGAAAGCUCCUGUUCCAGAUAUUAUUGAAACUAGUCUAUCAGACAAAAAGGUGGCAAUUAAACUCAUUCAACAAAAUCUUAACAUCUUACGACAGCAGGCAAAAAUUGCAGCCCAAUGGGAGUCGCAGCAAACAGUGCUGGACUGUGAGCUUUUGGAAACAUUACCUAAAUUGUACAGCAAUCGAGAGGAACAAAUCACAAAGAAACUAGAAUGCCGCGGUAGCUCUUCAAAUCAUGUAUGCCAAGGAGCAGCAAAAAUCUCUGUGAAGGGCUACCAUUGACCAGGAACUGAACUG